CUCCUCCUCCUCCUCAGGCUCCGCCGUGCUGGAGAUCACGAACCCCGUCCUGAACCCAGACAGGACCGUCUCGCGCAUCCGGUCAGCCCGCCACCCGGGAGUGCGCGGCGCAGGGAGCGGCUGUGGAGCGCGCGGGGGAGCGCGCGCUGCCUCUGCUCACUUCUGCUGUAAACUUCUGUAAACUGGUGCAACGCGUGGCUGCUGGUUCCGCGCGGGAUAUUCUCGGGACUGCAUGACGCUCCUGCCCCCCCAACUCCCCCCCUCCUGCACCCCUGCCUGAACGGGACCCUCAGCUGGCCCACCUGAACCUCGGAUAGCCCUCACCUGAGCCCGGGGACAUGAUUUUAGACAAGCUGGCGCGAGCCCACCUCGCCCUGCGCUCCACGGCGUUGGUGAGGCAGGCCCACUCCUCUUUCUCCUCUUCUACUUCCUCCACCGCCUCUGUGCCUCCUCAGCCGGUUCCCCCCCUGGCCCAGACCCUGCAGAAGUACCUGAACGCCCUGGAGCCCCUCCUGCCACCCGAUGAGCUGAGACAUACCCGCAAGAUGGUGCAGCGCUUCAUCAGCCCUGGAGGUCUGGGGGAAAAGCUGCAGCAGGGGUUGGAGAGGAGAGCCAGACACUCCCACAACUGGAUAUCGGACUGGUGGGUGCAGUGGGCAUAUCUGGAGAGUCGUCAGCCGUUAGCGGUUCACUCCAACCCGGCGAUCUCCCUGCCCCGCCGAGACUUCACCGACUGGAGGGGGCAGCUAGUGUUUGCAGCGAAGCUGAUCGCCGCAGUGCUGGACUUCAGGGCCAGAGUGGACAGUGGGGGUCUGCCAGUAGAGUAUAUGAGAGGCAGGCCGUUGUGUAUGGAGUUAUAUCCUCGGCUCUUCUCCUCCUGCCGGAUUCCUGGACCUAAACAUGAUAAUGUGGUCCAUUAUGGCCGGCCCCGUCGUGGCCCCACCCACAUCACCGUCGUCCGCAACUACCAGUUCUUUCAGUUGGAUGUGUAUAACAGUGACGGGACUCCGCUGACUCAGAGUCAGAUUCACGCUCAGCUGUGUCGUAUUCGCUCUCAGUCCUGGAAGACUGAUAAAGAGCCGAUGGGGAUCCUGACCAGCGAACACCGCCACACCUGGGGCCAGGCCUACAACCGCCUGCUGCAAGACAGGAUUAAUAAAGACUCAGUGAGGCUGAUAGAGAAAGGCCUCUUCACGCUGUGCCUCGACUCUCCAGUUAUGAGAAUCUCGGACGAAAAGUAUGCAAGCCGUAUGGCUGCUCAGAUUCUGCAUGGAGGAGGAACUUAUUCCAACAGUGGGAACCGCUGGUUUGAUAAAACGUUACAGUUUGUGGUGGGUGAGGACGGUUCGUGGGGUCUCCUGUAUGAACAGGCCACGGCUGAAGGACCUCCUAUUGCCACACUGCUGGACCACAUUCUGCAGUUCUGUAAAAAGCCUGAUACGGUGAGAGCUCCUCUGGUUCCUCUGCCGAUGCCAAAGAAGCUCUACUUCUACAUCGACCCAGCGAUUAAAUGGGACAUAGAGAUGGCCAAACAGAAUCUGGACAUCCUCAUCAAUGACCUGGACAUCACCUGCUUCAACUUUCAGCGCUUUGGCAAAGAGUUCCCCAAGAAGCUCAGCUUCAGCCCCAACUCCUUCAUCCAGAUGGCCAUCCAGCUGGCUUACUACCGAGAACACAGUGAGGUGUGUGCAGCGUGCGACAUCGCCUCUCUCAGGAUGUUUCGGGGAGGACGCACCGACUACAUCCGCUCACCGACCAAUCAGAUGCUGAGCUUUAUUCAGGCCUUUGACAACCCCGCUGUCUCUAGAGAGGCCAAGAUUGAGCUGCUGCGAGAGGCUGUGGAGGCUUACAGUCAGCUCACAGAUCAGGCUCUUCAUGGGCAGGGUAUAGAUCGCCACCUGCUGGGCCUGAAGCUGCAGGCUAUAGAGGAGGGACUGAGCAUUCCCAGGAUGUUCAUGGACACGGCGUAUGGACUGGCCACGCACUGGAAACUCCGAACAGGACAGGUUCCCACCAAUACGGACAGCGUGAUGUGUUUCGGACCCCUGGUUCCGGACGGCUACGCGGUUUGCUACAACCCUCAGCCGGACCACGUCCACUUCUCCGUCACGGCCUUCAACUGCUGCGAGGACACCAACGCCGAGAAGCUGGCCGUCACGCUGGAGAGCACCCUGCAGGACCUUCAGGACUUACUGCAGCCUGCUGUGUAGCGCUGCUCUGAUCUCGUCUCUGACUGAUCUCGUAUCUGCAGAGCUUAAUGAACCUGUAAAACCUCUCUGAGAGCCUCCUUAUCGCUUCAUCUCGUCUCCAGGACCUUCAGGAGCACUCCACCUCAUGGAGAGUGGUCUGGAGUAUAAAAAGAAACGGCGUCCAUCCAGCACCAGCCUGUAUUAUCCUCUGUGUUAGAGGCUUUUGGAGUGAUAUAUAAUAAGAGCUCAGGAGUGAAACUCCUUUAUUUUGUUAAAAAACACGAUAAAUAAUGAUAAUAAGCAUUAUAAAAUGGGAAGGAAAUAAUAAAAAAAUAAAGCAAACCCAAAAAAUAAUGAUAAUUUCCCAUUUAAACAUGAAAAUUAUAGCUUAAAGUAGGAAAAGGACACAAUGUGUCUGUGCCCAGUUCCCUUUUUACUUAUAUCUUUACAUAUAUCUUCAUCUAAAUCUGGAAUAUAUCCAGUAAGAUGCAGAACAGCUUGGAAUAAGCCCUAGAUAUGACUUUUUCCUUAGUUCUUCAUGUCUUCUUCACAUUAUUUUUGUUUUCUUGAAGAGAAGCAUCAGACACUAGCCAAAAGCCAUGCUUCUGUGUUAAAGACACAGUAAAUAAUGAAUAAUAAGUAUAAAAAACAAGAAUUAAAUAAUAAAAAAUAAAGUAAAGCUGAAAAAUAUUGAUCAUUUCUCAUUGAAACUUGAACAUUGUAGCUAUAAGUAGGAAAGUGGCAAUUUGUUGGUGCCCAGUUGUUGGAAACUUGGCAAAUUCCUUUUUUACUUCUUAUACCUUCAUUUAAAUCUGGAAUUUAUCCAGUAACACGCAGAACAGCUUGAAAUAUGCCCUAGAUAUGACAUUUGUCUUCCUAUUAUUUGUGUUUUCUUGAAUAGAAUCUUCUCCAUAUUGGCUUGUGUUGUAUUAAAAGGGCUCUGGAGUGCAAAAAGAAGCAUCAGACACUAGCCAAAAACAAUGCUUCUGUGUUAAAGAUGCAAUAAAUAAUGAUUAUUAAGAAUAUUAAACAAGAAUUAUAUAAUAAAAAAUAAAUAAAAAAACAAAAAAUCUUGAUAAUUUCCUAUUAAAACUUAUAUAUUGUAGCUAAAAGUAGGAAAAUGACACUUUGACAAUUUGUCGGUGCCCAGUUGUUGGAAACUGGGUGAAUUCGCUUUUUACUUCCUAUAUCUUCAUCUAAAUCUGGAGUUUAGCCACUAAGAUGGGCAUCAGUCAUACAGUGAUGCUAAUCAAAGCUGAUUGGACUGCAGAGCAGCCUGAAAUGUGCCAUAGAUAUGACAUUUUUCCUUUGUUUUCAUGUUUUCUUCACAUUAUUUGUGAUUUCUUGAAAUGAAGCAUUAGACACUAGCUAAAAACCAUGUUUCUGUGUGAAAGACAAAAUAAAUAAUGAUAAUAUAAAUAAAAAAAAGAAUUAAAUAAUAAAAAUAAAGUAUACUCAAAAACUCUUAAUAAUUUCCUAUUAAAACUUGAAAUUCGUAGCUAAAAGUAGGAAAAUGACACAAUUUGUUGGUGCGCAGUUGUUAAAAAAAACUUGGCAAAUUCCUUUUUUCUUCAUAUAUCUUCAUCUAAACCUAGAAUUUAUCCAGUGAGAUGACCAGCAGGCAUACAGUGAUGCCCAACAAAGCUUAUUGGACUUCAGAACAGCUUGAAAUAUGCCCCAGAUAUUACUUUUUAGUAAGUUUUAUAGAACUUACUCUGUAUUGAACACAGUGCGAUUCUCCAUUGGAAUACUUUAGUGGUUCUCAUUUCUGGUCCUGGAGGAACCCCUGGCAUGCACAUUUUAGUGUUUUACCCUGCUUUCAACACAUCUAAUCCAGCAAAUCUGCUAAUUAAUAAGCCCUUCAUGAGUUAAAUGUGCAGCAUUGGAGCAACAAACAUCUACAAAAUUUACUUCUCAUGUUUAAGGUAAAUGGCUGUUCAGGUGCAGUUUAACCUGAUUUAUUAUCCAGAUGAUUACCAUGGGUAUUAACUGAUUAAGGCUGAGGUCUGUACGUUUUGGGAUUUAGGGCUCUCUCUGGUGAGAAUGGGUAAUUGCACUGAGCAUGCAGAAGAAUCCUCUUUUAGAGGCUUAAUGAAUAUAUUAGGCUUCGCAGGGAUGGUUGUUCUAGCCCACUGGUGCCAUUAAACACAAUAUUUUAUCCCUUCUCUACUCAAAAAUGCUUCUGCUUUCAGUUUAGAAACUAAGCAUUACGGACUGCAACUUUAAGUAAUGUAUCUCUGCUGUUGCUUCAUGUUUUAGAACUGAAUUCCAUAAGUGCAGAACUUGCUACUCACACCCACAAAACUCCCUUUUUUGAACAAUUCUCAUUAAAAACUACAUUUGAACUACGUUUGAAAGCACGGAAGCAUCUCUGCUGUUGCUUUAUGGUAACUUGUUGUAGAACUCACACCUACGAAACUCCAUUUUUUGAACAAUUCCCAUUUAAAACUAUGUUUAAAAGCACAGCAGCAUUUCUGCAUUCAAUGUUGAAGCAGCUUCACACUGUAAAACUAAAAGAGCUGGUCUGGAACAUAGGAUCCUCUUCCUGUAUUUACUUUCUUUCUCUUAUCACAGACAGCACUGACCAAUCAGUGGAGACAUUGUGAUCACAUGGUGUGUUGGGGUUGCGUUUAGGUUUUUGCCUGUGUGAAAACAAACCAAACCGAGAGGAAAAAUGCUUGUUUAUAUGAUUUGCACCAGAGAAACCAACCUCUUAAAAUAUGCCAGAUAGGAGAUCCAGCAAAACCACUACCAUACAGAUCCAGUAUAACCAACCUGUAUCGUAUUACGCAUUACCGUACAGCAUUAAUGGGAAAAUAAACCUCAGGGCUUGGAAAUGGA
Astyanax mexicanus (Mexican tetra) is the source of this 5030-nucleotide messenger RNA. RefSeq names its product carnitine O-acetyltransferase b (gene cratb). Gene Ontology annotation, cellular component: peroxisome. The transcript is spliced from 15 exons. Gene Ontology annotation, molecular function: carnitine O-acetyltransferase activity. The record is from RefSeq and is a predicted model, not a curated record. The coding region runs from base 339 to 2210 and encodes 623 amino acids. Gene Ontology annotation, biological process: carnitine metabolic process, CoA-linked. Lineage: Eukaryota; Metazoa; Chordata; Actinopteri; Characiformes; Acestrorhamphidae.